AUGGGAAGCUUGAUAUAUGCUAUGGUCUACACUAGACGCACAUGCUUGAAAAGGAUUUUCCGCUACCUUAGGGGUACAUCUGAUAUUAGUCUCAGUUAUUGUGGUGAUAGUCAGUUUCUAGUAUCUGGUUACUCAGAUUCUGACUAUACUGGAGAUGUAGACAGUAGAAGAUCGAUGACCGGUUAUGUAUUCACGCUUGGUGGUUCUGUUGUGAGUUGGAAGGCUACUCUGCAGCCGACAGUAACCUUGUCUACUACAGAGGCAGAAUAUAUGGCUUUGACAGAAGCUACUAAGGAGGGAAUCUAG
Messenger RNA from Impatiens glandulifera, 306 nucleotides. Its product is annotated as secreted RxLR effector protein 161-like. The transcript has 2 exons. The record is from RefSeq and is a predicted model, not a curated record. Bases 1 to 306 code for a protein of 101 amino acids. NCBI's taxonomy places the organism in Eukaryota, Viridiplantae, Streptophyta, Magnoliopsida, Ericales, Balsaminaceae.